AUGACGGAGGUGCAGACCCCGGUGGCACCUGAUCAGCAACUCGAGGACACCCCCAAAGCCCCGUACAGCUUCAACUUCAGCGAUUUUCUGCGGCGAGAAUACAGAUUUGGCUUCGAUCCCAAUCGCCCACUAUGUAGAGCCUACCAACAAGGGCAUUGUCCUUUGGGAAGCCGCUGUCCUGACAAACACCAUGUCUCUUCCUCAUACAACAAUCUAGUUUGUAAGCAUUGGCUUCGCGGCCUGUGCAAGAAGGGCGAAACUUGCGAAUUCUUGCACGAAUACAACCUGCGACGAAUGCCCGAGUGCUCAUACUACGCACGAACGCAGACAUGCUCCAACGGAGACGACUGUUUGUACUUGCACAUCGACCCUGAAGCGAAGCGACCCUCAUGUGCACACUACGACCGCGGUUUCUGUCCGCUCGGACCAUACUGUGCGCUUAAACAUAACAAGAAGGAGAGGAUAUGUCCGUUUUAUUUAUGUGGCUUCUGUCCUGUAGGACCACAGUGCAAGGACGGCGCGCACCCAAGGUUCCCCACUGAUCUCGAGAAGCCAAAGGUGCGCAUUGAAAAGACACAAGAGGAGCUUGAUGCAGAACGUGCAGAACGAGAGCGAGAGAUGAUGAGGAGAGAAGAAGAGGAGCGAGAGCGCGGUGAGGAACGGGGGUUCCGCGGCGGCAGAGGCGGCAGGGGUGGGUGGAGAGGUAACAAGCGCGGAGGCAGAGCACGAGGUAGAGGGCGGGGUGAUCACUGA
Didymella exigua CBS 183.55 is the source of this 753-nucleotide messenger RNA. RefSeq lists its product as uncharacterized. The record is from RefSeq and is a predicted model, not a curated record. Bases 1 to 753 code for a protein of 250 amino acids. Gene Ontology annotation, molecular function: metal ion binding; RNA binding. The transcript has 2 exons. NCBI's taxonomy places the organism in Eukaryota, Fungi, Ascomycota, Dothideomycetes, Pleosporales, Didymellaceae.